Messenger RNA from Patella vulgata (common limpet), 8540 nucleotides. RefSeq lists its product as uncharacterized. The coding region runs from base 456 to 5063 and encodes 1535 amino acids. The transcript is spliced from 8 exons. The record is from RefSeq and is a predicted model, not a curated record. Gene Ontology annotation, molecular function: protein binding. Lineage: Eukaryota; Metazoa; Mollusca; Gastropoda; Patellidae.
UUUACAAAUUACACACUGGACUUCCUCCGAUAAAUAUGUUAUAUGGACACAGAUCACCAAAUAUUCCUAGGAAAAGGGUUUGAAAAUACAUUUUCUGCCAGGUUUUGUCCACAAAAAUCUCCAUGCAAAAGGGGGUAAAAUGGAAAGGGAGAGAGACUAAAAAUAACGUUCGCCCUUCAUUCGUGGGUGACGGCGUAUUUGAUGACGGCGUAGGAAUAUUUGGUGAGCUGUGUCCAAAUGGUCGUUACACAUCUACCGUAGCAAUGAUCUCUGUGUUAAAAGUUAUAGUUGGAAUGUGUUUAACCAGUUCUGUCACAUAUGUAAUAGUGGCUGACACCAAUAAGAACUAAUUGAUGCGGGAUGGUCUUUUCACAACGAAUACAUUGCUACGUUUGCUGUGAUUGAGUUGAAUACGAUAGUGAUAUGUGUAGUGAUAUGAGAAAUGAUUACUAGACAUGGCGACAGAAAAUAAACCCAGUCACUUGAUAGGCGACGAUAAAGAUCAGCAAUGUUACAAAUACGUCAUUAAAUCUACCGGUGAAGCAUUUGGGAUUAACACUAGAAAAAUCAAACACAGUUAUCCCCGGAAAGCGUGCUCUGGUGAAAGUGUAGUGGUAGAUGUCAAGAAACCCACCCCACAUUGGAACGAUACAGAAGGAUAUGGAAUCGUAUUCAAAAGUGGAUCUGAGGGUUAUGUUAUAUCCACAAGGAAAGAUACAUAUGAUACAGACAAUUUAAGUUUUAAGUUUACUGAUGAUGAUGGGCGUGAGCAAUUGGUUACUGACUAUGCCUUUGUCUUAAAAUGCAAGUUAAACAAUAUGAUUGUUUAUCACAUACCAAACUUGAUAAUGGGCAGUCUUCAAACUGGUCCAACAGUUGUUGAUAUAGACACUGGUAAAAUAUAUGGAUACCGCGCAGGAGUGGUUCAGGGUCAAGACAAUGAACAUUUCAUCGUUUACUCUAAUAUGAAAAAUUUACCUGAUGCCAGCAAAUGUAAGAUAAUAUUUCAGGAUAACUCAACCGUAUCAUGUUGUAGAAUAACAAAACAUACAAUUGCAGAGUGUAGCAGUUUACUGAUGAAGACUGCUGACAUACCAGCCUCUAUCAAACUGAUUACUGUUGAACAGUGGAUGAAACAGUUGAACAGAACACAGGUACAAACCGAAACUAAAGAAGAAGAAAACAGAACAGUCAAACCUUUUGAGAGCAAAAUGCAGUCUGGUCGCGGAAGUUAUCAAGGAAUCCUUUCAAAAGACGAAUAUAACAAGAUUCGAGAUAAUUUUGUAUUUAUUAUCGAUCACUUAAAUUGUGAUCCAAUGUGUGUAGCAAAUGCUCUAUUUGAAAAAUAUAGCUUCGAUGAGGCUGAUAUGGAGCAAAUUGAAAAGGCAGAGAAAGGCUGUGGUGGUAAUAAACGAGCCGCUGCUUUGAAAAAGCUGGAUAUAGCUUUAGGGUGUGGUUACACUGGUUAUGGUAAACCACAUGAACCAGGUUAUCAACGCUAUCGAGAUGACGAACCUGGUACUACUACACAUGGAGGAUUAUUUACAGGGUUGCAGGUAACAAUUGCUAGAUCAGAUUUUCUCUUUGAUUUAUUUGGUAAAAGGAGUGCAGAUAGCCCCAGGGUUAGGACAAUGAAAGGCCAAGCACAGAUAAACCUUCAGUAUGUUGAAGAAAGACAGUAUGUAAAGACCCGUGCUCUUGAUGAAGGUUUGAGGAUACUGAAGAAUCAUCAUAUCCUGGGAAUAAUAGGAGCGGCCGGAGAUGGAAAAACUACGUUAUCAAUGAUGAUAGCCAAUCAAUUCAUUGCAGACUGUCCGCAAUAUAAACCGUUAUUGAUUAAUGACUUGGAAGAUUUAGGGUAUGUGAACUUUGAAGAUGAUAAGUAUCUUUUUAUCAUCGAUGACAUGUUUGGUAAAUAUAAUACAUUACAUGCACGUAUUGAUAAAUGGCCCACUCAUUUUAAUACUUUUCGAAUCAAUAAAGAAAAAGGAAAAGUGGUUAUCAUUUAUGUAAUGAGGGAUUAUAUUUACAAUACUUCUAAAUAUCAAUUAGACAAAUAUUGUUUAUUUGUUGAUGAUACUGAAAAGACAACUCAAUUAUUUCUUCAUAAAAGCGAAUUCUCUUUAAACAAUGAAGAAAAAAAAAAUAUGUUAUAUUUUUAUGGAAUAUCUUCUGAUAAGAUAAUAUCCAAAAUUAUUGACUGCUUCGGUUUUCCAUCGAUUGUCAGUUUGUGUAAUAGAUUUUCGGAAGAUCCCCAUGCAUUUCUUCUUAUGGAAUUAGAAACGUUUUGGAAAACAAAUAAAUAUGUAUAUGCUACACUACUGUUAGUAUUUAGCUUGCAUACAGUUUCAGAUAAAGACCUUAAACAAACGUCUUCCGCAAGAGUCGCGUCUCUUAUUUCGCAAAUUACUAAAACAGUGUGGUCAGGGUUAAAUCUGAAAAUAGCAAAAAGCAUCCUCAUUGCCCUUUCAGAUUCGUUCGUUAAAUGUGUUAAAGAAAAUAAUAUAAUAUUUUCAUUGCGAAACUUUGUUGAGGUGGCAUUUUUACGCCAUCUUUCUUGCAAAUGCACGGAUAUGGCUUUACAAUACUGCUCUCUUGAACUUUUGAUGAAAUUUGUUAGAACAAAACACUCAGAUAAAUGGUGCAUUGUAAUCAAUGACGACUAUUAUACAGACCUUUCAAUGCGCUUUUUAAAAGAAUUACAUAAUGGGAAUGCUGAUAUCGUCUGCCAUCCUGCUUUUAUUGACGAUAAAUUUUUGUCACAUUUUCUUGGUGUGGAAGGUGUUGUUGAUGUCUUAAAUGACGCCAAAAAUAUAGAUUUGGGAUAUAUUCGGGGAAUCCAAGAAAGGGGCAAUUUUAUUCAUUACAUCACUCUUUACGGUGACAAAUUAUGCCUUGAGGCAUCACUCUUGUUUUUUAUGAAAAAGAUACACGAAUUAGUUGGUGAAAAAACACAUAAUGGAUGCGAUAUCAUGGGACUUGCUGCUGUUUCGAUGCAUGACCCUAUCUACAAAAUAGAACUUUUAAAAGGAAAAAAAGUCGGAAUCAAAGACCUAUCGGCAUUGCCACACUUGGCAGUUUACUCAGAUAACUUUAAAGUUGUUGAAUAUAUUAAUAACUUUAUAAACUUCGACCAAAGCAAGCUUGAUAGUCAGUCAAGAACAGUUCUUCAUAAUGCUUGUGAUUCACACCACGAUAAUCAUGAAAUAAUUAAUUUUCUGAUAGACAGGGGGUUUGAUAUAAAUGCCAAAGAUGCAAGUGGCAGUACGCCGCUUCAUCUGGCAGUUGCGCGAGGCAAAAAACAGACUGUAUCUAUUUUAAUAAGUCAUGGAGCAAAGGUUGAUAUAAAAGAUGAUAUGGACAGAUUACCUAUUCAUAUUGUUUGCAGCUCUUUUGGCAGUAGAACUGGUGUCGAUGUAACCCAUAUUCUAAAUCAGUUAAUUGAAACCGGGUCAGUAUUACACGAGGCUGAUGACCUCAAGUUAAUUCCUUUACUUGAAAUAAUAGCUAAUGCUGACAUAAAGUGUUUUGAAUUCUUAAUAAACAUGAUUACUAUUGAUACCCUGAACAAGUAUAUCCAGACAAUGAUUAAUGAAGCAACAAAACUACAGGAUAACGUCAAGUUAAAAUAUAUCUUAGAUUGUAAAAUGACAAAUAGUACAAACCGCAAGCUUUUUAAUAAAUAUAUUUUUUUAAUGUGUUGUGACUCUGUUGAUAAGAUAGACAAUUUACACAAUAAAGGUAUGGAAUUUAAUGAAGUGGUAGAUGAAAAUAAUUGCAAUAUUCUACACUACAGCUGUAGUCGUGGUUCUAUUGACACGGUCAAUUAUUUGGGGAAUAAAAGAGGAUUAAACUUAGAUCAAAAAGACAAGAAUGGUUGGACUCCUGCAUUUUAUUCUGUGAUGUCGGAUAUUGAUCCUAUAAAAAAACUCAAAUUCCUGUCUUCAAAAGGAGCAAGCUUAGAUGUAGUAGAUAACUAUAAUACGAAUUUACUGCAUGCUAGUUGUCUAUUUGGCACUAUUGAAACUGUUGAAUAUCUUGUAAAUGAAAUAAUAGGGCUGGAUAUUAAUCAUGAAAACAAUACAGGUAUUACACCGGCUAUAAACUGUUCUAUAUCAAAGGUAAAUCCUGUUAAAAAACUCAAAUUCCUGUCUUCAAAAGGGGCAUGUUCAGAUGUAGUAGAUAACAAUAAAAUGAGUUUACUGCAUGCUAGUUGUCAAAUCGGUACUAUUGAAACUAUUGAAUAUCUUGUAAAUGAAGUAAAUCAUCAAGAUAUUACAGGUUGGACACCGGCUGCGUACUGUUCUAUUUCUAUGAUAAAUCCUGUAAAAAAACUGAAAUUCCUGUUUUUAAAUGGGGCAAGUUUAUAUACAGUAGAUAACGAUAAUAUGAGUUUACUGCAUCUUAGUUGUCUAUAUGGUACUAUUGAAUCUGUUGAAUAUCUUGUAAAUGAAGUACGGCUAAAUCAAAAGUCGCGGAACAAUGAUACUCCAUUAUUAUGGUGUUUUUCAUCAAACAUUCAAAUGAUGGAAAAGAUCAGUUUUCUGAUUCAAAAUGGUGCUAUGAUAAUAAUUUGUCGACCAUAUAAAGAUUUCUUUGGGGACGAGGAUAAUUAUGGUAAAUGUAGUUAUCCACUACAUCAUAGCUGUUAUCUGGGUACAUUAGAUACAGUAAAAUUGUUAGUCAAUGAUGCAGGAUACGAUGUAAAUUAUGCUAACUAUGAUAAUGAGACUGCUUUAUUCUGGUGUUUAAAAACAAACAUUCAAAUGAUGGAAAAGAUCAGUUUUCUGAUUCAAAAUGGUGCUAUGAUAAUAAUUUGUCGACCAUAUAAAGAUUUCUUUGGGGACGAGGAUAAUUAUGGUAAAUGUAGUUAUCCACUACAUCAUAGCUGUUAUCUGGGUACAUUAGAUACAGUAAAAUUGUUAGUCAAUGAUGCAGGAUACGAUGUAAAUUAUGCGAACUAUGAUAAUGAGACUGCUUUAUUCUGGUGUUUAAAAACAAAUAUUCAACAGAAGGAAAAGAUUAAUUUCCUUGAAUCUAAAGGUGCACAACCUACAAAAUAAUUCGGAAUGCGCAUCGGGGCUACAGCUAAAACAAGUGAAAUGUGUAGAUUUUGGUCGAAAUUGAGAUUUUCACAAAAAUGUGUCCAUAAAUAUACUGUUUAGCGACCCCAAAGAUAAUUAGCAAUAAAACAUCUUAAGGUACUUUUAUUUGGAAGGUUUAUAAGAGCUGUGUAUUCAUACAUCUUUAUUUUAUCUUAAAUUUCUUUGUGUAAUCAGUAUUGUUCCUCGCGCGCUGCUGGACGACCGGCCAAUCAAUUCGCUUACGCAAUAAGUGGCCUUGUAUAACGGAGUACCCCUACUUUCCAAGCAUGAGCAUGGAAUUCUGAAUGACCCUAAUAAAUUCAAACCUAUAGACCCUAAUUUUUAUAGUGCGAUAAGUAAACAAAUGCAAUUUAGUAUUUAGCGAGAAUGGCAAAAGCUGGUUGUGAGACAUGUUCCUGAAGCGAGUUUUACAACAUCUAGACAUUACUAGACAGGUCUGAAACUCGAUUAUCACAGGUAGACAUUUUAGCAGAAAAGUGCGAGACUUGGUAUUCGCGUUGAUCGAGUAAUCUGAUAGGCCCUCCAGCUGGGUCAGAAGCCAAUCGAAAUUAGUGCCGAAGAUGAUCGUGGGAGUACUCAGUCAGUUACAAAUGCGUUGAAUGUAUCGAAAUCUGCGAAUCUUGACGGAUCUAUUGAAAAGGUAAAGUAAGCUCGACAGAUCGAUCAAUAGUUCGGAGAUGAGGACUUUGCUCGAAUUACCUUUUUAUAAACCACCAUUUUCAUGUGGACGUAUAUUGUCGUCGCCCCUGUCCGCCCGUUUACAUAUUUUGUGGAUAAGCUACAGGUCACAAGUUUUAUCUUAUUUUGAUAAAACUUGAAACGUAUGUUUGUAUCCAAAAGAUCUUGAUUCCUUUCGAUGUUGGCGCAUAUCGGACCAUAACAAUUAUAAUCCGAUUUUUAAAAAAAAAUGAGAUAUAGAUUUAUAUCCCAAAGAUCUCGGCUCCUUUCGAUAUUGGAUUACAAUCUGAUUAAAACACAUCCUAUUUCGUUUCGUUUUUUAUAGUUCAAAAUUUCGUUUUACUUGUCUUUACUACCUUAGGACCCGGAAGAGUUAUUAUAUAACUCGCGUUCUGUUUGAUGUGAGGGAUUGGCCAAAGAAACGGUCUGUUUCAGCGAGUUUUCGGCGUGCGAUGCACGGAACUGUGGGUAUCCUACUAGAAACAUCAACACUGGUUGGAUUAUCAAAUGUCUGACGUCAUAGGGCCAAAAGCCGACCGCAUGAUCCCCGGCGCGACCUCCCACUACAACUGGUCAAAUCGUCAUGUAUUAGAUACCAUCGAAAUUAUAAAAAACCGAAACAAAGCCCCUGAUUGUAAGAAAACCUCGUUUUUAGCUUUUGGACCCUCCAGAAGUCACAAUUUUUCUUCAAUUUUGAUGAAACUUAGAAUUUUUAUAUGCCAAAGAUCCCGACUCUUUUCAACAUUGGCACAUAUAGGACUGUAACUUCCUAGAUUAUGGCGCCUAAUUGAAGGACCUCGUUUUUAGCUUGUUCUCUGUCAAUCGGUUGCAAAAUUUGGCAUAUCCUGCAUGGAAACCGCUUGUUUUGUUUUAACGAAUUACUCAUUUUUUUAGAAUGUUUUGUGAUACAUUAGUAUUCAAUUUAUUAUAUUUUAUUAAACAAUGUGUGAGAAAUUUUGUUGCAUAGGCUUCUUUCCUUACCAUAUGAUUCUAUAAAGCAUGUCGGGACCGACAUUUCUGACAGUGACGCCUAUUGUGAGUUCUAUAGUAAAGUCGGGAACCUAGCAUUAGCACGAUAUCAGUAGUGACGGGUGACGUGGAUAUUGAAAGAUGGUAGCAUUCUAAGAGAUUGUUUUCAUAUGUAAUUUAAACUAAAUAAAAAGCUAAUAGAUAUACCUAAUUAAUUUGACACAAAUGUCUUACAUGGAAGUUAUCAAUGGCGGCUGAGUGAAAUUCCACCGCGAUAGUAGAGACUUUUGGUAAGCGUAAAUUCCUGGUCGGUAUCCCGUAUCCUUAUGGAUUUCGCGUGUGACUUUAUCAGUGUGUGUGUAUUUCUCAUACGCGAUACGGCAUACGGAUACGACAGCACGUAUCGAACAGCUUUCAUACGGAAAACAUUGUCGUCUUUUUACUACUUUUAGACGCUGAAAUGUUGUGUCAUAGCUUUUUAUGAAUCUAUGUGUAGGCUAUCUCAGAACAUGAAAGUGUAUAUUUGAUGUGAUUUUAACCAUGAUAACGACUGGAAUUUCAUCAUUAUUUUUGAUGGGUUUUUCUCGGAAUUUUCAUACUUUUCCUGUCUGUCUGCAUGCUGCUAAAUUUAGGGAGGUGGGAUCUUGCAAAUCUGUAAAUGAUUUUGUUCUAUGUAAAGGGAUACAAACUUUCAGAAAUUGCUGUCGAAUCGAAGUCGAAGAUCUUUAAUAAGAUUUGACAUUACAUUUUCUUUUUUAAUAUUCCAGCGACUUGUAGGCUAGGCACUAGACUAGUACUGAUGGUGAUGCCGUAAUAGAACUAAGCUCAGCUCUAGAGACGCAUAAGUACGCGACGCGAAAAUCUGCCAAAACACUAAAACUACAUUGACGUAACGUAUACGAUACGGAUACGUGAUACGGAUGGGAAAAAUUCCGAUUGCCAAAAGUCUCUAUUAUGACGAUCUAGCCCGAUCACUGUCAUGGUAACAGAAACAUAAUUCAGUGGUCUGGUUGUAGACUUGUGAAAAAGAAGGGUGGCUAAGAUCCAGUACCCGAGCAUCAGUGAAAACAAUAUAUUAGUCAAUAAAUAUAAUCUCUCAUUUUGUGUCAUAAUCUAAGAUUCUCUGUUAGACAAAUUAUAUCAUAUUUUCAUUGCAGUCAUUCGAUCUGCAUAUUUUAUCUCCUAAUUUUAUUAUUAUGUAUCUCUAUCAAACAUUCAGUAAAUCAUCUGUUUAUUAUCUCUUGUAGUAUCAUUUCAUCUCUUAAUAUAUUAUGUAUUAUGUAUUUCUUGUUUAUUUCACAAUAUAGUUGUUUGUAAUGGAUUCAUAUUGCGAUAACAUGAAGCAUGAGACAGUAAUAUAUUAUAUUAUGUCAUAUUACAUCUACAAAUAGUUACACUAUUAAUGUAUUGUAUUAUAUAUCUCAAGAACGUUUUGUGUUAUAUUUCUAAUUAAAAUACAGAUGUGACAUCAUCCUUUGAUUUUGGCGUACCGUACGAGCAAUGUGCAAGCUAGCGAUGACACCGAGAGUUAAUUAUGGUCUGGAUAAUUUAAUUAAUGUCUAAUUAAUAAUUUAGAUAUCAUUUCAGGCCUAAAGAAAGACCUGCAAUUGGCAGAUUUAGCUCUUGCAUAAUUUAUGUUUAAUGUAUUGUAUCAUAAAAAAAAUAUAUUCGAAAAUGGUCAUAAUUAAAUAUGUUGUAUUGUACAUUCCAUGAACUGUCAUUCAUGAAUUAUACUGUUUUUCAAAUCCAUAGAUUGUUUGACAAUUAAAUAUAUUUUAUUAAACCACA